AGGCGGAGAUGGGCCACACGUGCCGGGGCACCAUCAACCUGGCCACGGCCAACAUCACCGUGGAGGAUUCUUGCAACUUCAUCAUCUCCAACGGCGGCGCCCAGACCUACCACCUGAAGGCCAGCUCCGAGGUGGAGCGGCAGCGCUGGGUCACCGCCCUCGAGCUCGCCAAGGCCAAGGCUGUCAAGAUGCUGGAGGAGUCAGACGACUCCGGCGACGAGUCAGUGUCGCAGACGGACAAGACGGAGCUGCAGAACACACUGCGGAUUCUGUCCAGCAAGGUGGAGGACCUGAGCACCUGCAACGACCUGAUCGCCAAGCACGGCACGGCCCUGCAGCGCUCGCUCAGCGAGCUCGAGGCCUUGCGCCUGCCCCCCGAGAGCACCGACAAGAUCAAGCAGGUCAACGAGCGGGCCACGCUCUUCCGCAUCACCUCCAACGCCAUGAUCAACGCCUGCAGGGAUUUCAUGCUGCUGGCGCAGACACACGGGAAGAAGUGGCAGAAGUCGCUGCAACAGGAGAGGGAUCAGCGGAUCCGGCUGGAGGAGACGCUGGAGCAACUGGCAAAGCAGCACAACCACCUGGAAAGGGCGUUCCGGGGGGCCACGGUGCUCCCUGCCGGCACGCCCGGCACCGGCGGCUCUGGGAAAGAUCUGUGCUGCCCCUCCAAAGGUGACAUGAGCGACGAGGACGACGACAACAACGAGUUCUUUGACGCCCCCGAGAUCUUCCCCAUGCCUGACAUGAUGGGCCACAAGAGAACUGGGAGCAACAUCAGCGGCACCAGCAGCGACAUCAGCCUGGAUGAGCAGUACAAGCACCAGGUUGAGGACACCAAGAAGGAGAAGAGAACCCGCAUUCCCUACAAACCCAACUACAGCCUCAACCUCUGGAGCAUCAUGAAGAACUGCAUCGGGAAGGAGUUAUCCAAAAUUCCCAUGCCAGUGAACUUCAACGAGCCACUGUCGAUGCUCCAGCGGCUGACAGAGGACCUGGAGUACCACGAGCUCCUGGACCGGGCGGCCAAGUGCGAAAAUUCCCUGGAGCAGCUGUGCUACGUGGCCGCCUUCACCGUCUCCUCCUACUCCACCACCGUCUUCCGCACCAGCAAACCCUUCAACCCGCUCCUGGGGGAGACCUUCGAGCUGGAUCGGCUGGAGGAGAGCGGGUACCGCUCCCUCUGCGAGCAGGUGAGCCACCACCCCCCGGCCGCUGCCCACCACGCCGACUCCAAGCACGGCUGGACGCUCCGCCAGGAAAUCAAGAUCACCAGCAAAUUCCGAGGGAAAUACCUCUCCAUCAUGCCUCUAGGUACCAUCCACUGCGUCUUCCACUCGUCCGGCAACCACUACACGUGGAAGAAGGUGACCACCACCGUGCACAACAUCAUUGUGGGGAAGCUGUGGAUAGACCAGUCGGGUGAGAUCGAGAUCAUCAACCACAAGACGGGUGACAAGUGCAACCUCAAGUUUGUCCCUUACAGCUACUUCUCCCGGGAUGUGGCAAGGAAGGUGACCGGGGAGGUGACGGACCCCUCGGGGAAGGUGCACUUUGUCCUGCUGGGCACGUGGGACGAGAAGAUGGAUUGCUACAAAGUCCAACUGGGAAUGGGGGACAAUGGAGCCGAGGCCCGGCCCCGAGCCCACGAGUCCGAGGACAGCCGGGUGCUGCUGUGGAAGCGGAACCCGCUCCCGUGA
This is a messenger RNA of Manacus vitellinus (golden-collared manakin), 1697 nucleotides long. RefSeq names its product oxysterol binding protein (gene OSBP). The record is from RefSeq and is a predicted model, not a curated record. Bases 9 to 1697 code for a protein of 562 amino acids. Gene Ontology annotation, molecular function: sterol binding. Gene Ontology annotation, cellular component: membrane; cytosol; intracellular membrane-bounded organelle. Lineage: Eukaryota; Metazoa; Chordata; Aves; Passeriformes; Pipridae. The transcript has 11 exons.